Molecule: messenger RNA, 1112 nt
Organism: Trifolium pratense (red clover)
Lineage: Eukaryota; Viridiplantae; Streptophyta; Magnoliopsida; Fabales; Fabaceae
Product: AP-4 complex subunit sigma
Exons: 5
Coding region: 470-904 (144 amino acids)
Biological process (GO): vesicle-mediated transport; protein transport
Cellular component (GO): intracellular membrane-bounded organelle
Source: RefSeq, a predicted model, not a curated record
AUCAUCAGGUUCCUCUUCCUUCCUCCUCGUCCGGCGUGUCUCUGAAUUUGGUUGUGACCAGUGGCGAGUAUACCGCCGGGCAUGCCUGGCACGUGCCUGGGCUGCCCUUCUUAUAUAUAUAUAUAUAUAUUUUUUUUUUUUAAAAUGAAAACAAAAACAGAAAAAGGAAGAGUUAGAAUUUGCUUUCGCUUUCUCGAUCCCUCUCUCUCAAAAUCGCUGUUCCUCUCUCACCCACCGCCACCGGCCGCCGCUCUCAAUCCCUCUCUCACUGCUCUCAAUCUCUCUCCCUCACCUCGCCGUAACGCCGUUCAAUCUUCCGCCGCAGCCGCACCACUGCUCAGCUCACCGCGCCGCACCACACCGCACCGCACUCACUCUUUCUCUUCGUCUCGUUUCAGGCUCUCUAAUAUUACUGGAAUCGCCACUGGUUGUGACAGUAACAGAGAAAGAAUAGAAUUUGAAUAAUAAAAUGGGGAUCCGAUUUGUGUUAAUGGUGAACAAACAAGGUCAAACCCGUCUUGCCCAAUACUACGAAUACCUCACUGUUGAAGAAAGACGAACCCUUGAAGGUGAAAUCGUUCGCAAAUGUCUCGCUCGCAAUGAACACCAGUGUUCAUUUGUCGAGCAUCGCAACUACAAAAUUGUAUAUAGGCGCUAUGCAUCUUUGUUUUUCCUGGUUGGAGUUGAUGACGGCGAGAAUGAGCUUGCUAUUUUGGAAUUUAUCCAUCUCUUAGUUGAAACUAUGGAUCGGCAUUUUGGCAACGUGUGUGAGCUAGAUAUCAUGUUUCAUUUAGAAAAGGUACAUUUUAUGUUGGAGGAAAUGGUCAUGAAUGGGUGUAUUGUGGAGACAAGCAAAUCGAAUAUUCUGACUCCUAUUCAGUUGAUGGAUAAAACAUCAUCAUAAGAGACGCAAAAGAAAAAUUCCUGUAUUUCUAUGUUACUAUUAUCUGUUACUGGUGUUAUUUUAUGUGUACAAUCAAGUGAAUAAUCUCCAAUUUUCUUUAUGAAUAAAAUACUAAAGUUCGUAUUUAAUUUUCCCCCCUUCCUCCUUGAUUGUAUUGUUUUGUAUUGAUUAUUUGCUUAAAGUAUUUAUGAAAUAUGAUUUUGAUCAA